CUGAGCUUGUGACUAUACUGACUUCCCAUGAUGUACAUAUGUGGCCACCAAACUCAUUCCCUGUGUUUGCUCUGUGUAUGUUCUGUGCCAUCUCUGCAGAGUCUGAAUGGACUGAACACCUCCUGAGCCUCUUUUAAGUUACUUGGAGUGUUCUUUUGUCUUCAUGGUGUAGUUUUUGCCAGGAUACGGACUCACCAGCAGCUGGACCUUCCAGAUACAGAUGGAUGAUUCAACCGUGAAAACCUUUUGGGACAGAGUAAGAAAGAAGACUUAUUCAGCAUGAAUGAUAUCAACCUGAGUCCUGUGGGCAUGGAUCAACUGAGUGCUUCUUCUGUUAGCAGUAACUUGCCUGUAACCGCAAGUCACCUGGGCAUGAGUUCACCCACCCACAACCCUCUCCCAACUCCAGGAAUGCCAGUGGCAAUACCAAACCUUAGUCCUUCCUUGGGCACUCUCCCGUCUGCCUUGUCAUUAAUGCUUCCAAUGAGCAUUGGGGAACGUGGAGUAAUGUGCAGCAUUCCAGACCGGAAUUAUACUUUACCACCACCUCCUUAUCCACACUUGGAGAACAGCUACUUCCGGCAUAUUUUACCGGGUAUUUUGUCCUAUUUGGCUGACAGACCACCUCCCCAAUACAUCCACCCCACAGCAAUCAGUGUAGAUGGCAGCCCUGGACUGCCUGUCUCCAGCAACCCACCUAGCCUGGAUCAUUAUGAAUCCAGCGGCGGAGUGAGCUUGGAGUCUGGCAUCGUCUCAAUUGACUCAAGACAAGUAGGAACUCAUAGUUCCCAAAAUCUGCACCAGAACAGCAACACAGAAGUCCCAUUGGAUGCCAGUAUCUCCAUGGAAACAGUUUCCAGAGUAAACAGCCCCAUCUCGGCGGAAGGAAUGAGUGAAGAGAUGACAAUAAAUGGGGUCACAGGAGAGCCGCAGACAUUGCCCUCUGGGUCGAGAAGCCAUGAAACAAUAACGGUGGAAUCAGUGCAGAAUAACUUGGAGCCAGAGGCAGUAGUAGGACAGAAUACAGUGAUUCCAAUUCAUGCAAACUCUCUGGAGUUGCCAGUUGUCAUGGAACCAGAGCCAAUGACUGGCCGGGUAAGCAACAUGUCUGAGAAUUCUUUGACUGAUUCCAUCCAUCCUGCUGCACUGAACCCAAACCCAGGAGGAGUGGCUCUUCCUUCCUCUCACUCCUUAUCUUCACUCGAGCCGGUACCUCUACACGGAUCCAGCCUUGGACUGGAUACAGUCUCCGUUUCUACCAUUACAACUGAUGUCUCCAUGAGUUCCAACCAGGUUGAUGUGUCUGCAGAAAACCUUACGUUUGUGUCAGGAUCUCUGCAGAUAGAGGACUCCAGUUCCAAUAAAGAAAACCUCACGGAUUCUUUCACAAUCUGGUGUACUCUGUGUGAUCGGGCUUACCCCGCAGACUGUCCCGAACAUGGAGCCGUGACUUUCAUUCCAGACACACCAGUUAACAGCCGAGCCAGACUCUCGAUUCCAAGGCAGCUGACCCUCAGACAGUCCAUCACUGGGGAAGAUGUUGGUGUAUGGAGUCAAGAAGCAAUCCCUGUACGCACCUGUUUUGGACCUUUGAUUGGACAGCAGAUUAACCUGAUGGAAAUCACUGACUGGUCAAGUAAAAGCAGCACAAAUAUCUGGAAAAUAUUUCGCAAUUAUGUUCUGGAAUUCCAAAUAGUCACAGCAGAUGAGAACAUCUGUAACUGGAUGAUGUUCGUGCACAGAGCCAGGACUCGUGAGGAGCAAAAUUUGGUGGCCUAUCCUCAUAAUGGGAAGAUUUAUUUCUGUACAUCCAGGGAGAUCCCCCCUGACCAUGAGCUACUCUUUUACUACAGUAGGGAUUAUGCAAGGCAACUGGGGGUUCCCGAGCAUCCGGAUGUGCACAUGUGUCACUGUGGGAAGGCUUAUGGGACGUAUAGUGAACUGAAGUUGCACCUAAGCAGCCAUGGACAGAAUCGGGAGAGGAAGUGGAAGUGCUCCAUCUGCCCAAGAGCUUUUACCUCCUCUACCAAACUGAACGUUCAUAUGAUGGGGCACAUGGGGAUGAAGCCGCACAAAUGUGAAUUCUGCAGCAAGGCUUUCAGUGAUCCCAGCAACCUGCGAACUCAUCUCAAGAUCCACACGGGUCAGAAAAACUAUCGCUGUGAAAUGUGUGACAAGUCCUUUACGCAGAAGGCUCACCUGGCCUCGCACAUGAUUAUCCACACAGGAGAGAAGAACCUGAAGUGUGAUUACUGUGAAAAAAUGUUCAUGCGGAGGCAAGAUCUCCGUCAACAUGUGGUGACCCAUACACAAGAGCGACAGAUCAAGUGUCCAAAUUGUGACAAACUCUUCUGGAGGACGACCCACUUAAAGAAACAUCUGAAUUCUCAUGAAGGAAGAAGGGAUUUCAUUUGUGAAAAAUGUUCAAAAGCAUUCUUAACAAAGUAUCAUUUGACUAGACACCUUAAAAUUUGCAAAGGCUCCAAGACAUGCCUGCCCAUACAAGAUCUAGAGGAAGAGGAUGAUGACGAAGUAGAUAGUGAAGAAGAAUUGUUACAGGCUGGCAGUGGGACUUGCCGUUUAACCAAUGAAGAUUACACCACAGAAGACAGUUCUCAAUAAUACAAGUACUGCAAAUUACUUUAGUGAUCGUCCCAACAAGGUGCAUGAAGCAUAGCUGGGAAUAGAACUUUGAAAAUCUGUGUGCCCUUCUAAGCAGAAACCUGUUCAUGAAUUUAUUGCCGUUUUCAUUGCUGUAAGAGGUUAAUGGCUGCUCAGAUUUCAGUGUUGUAAAUGAUUGCCAUAAUGGAAUCUAGAAUCCAACUUUUUUUUUACUUUAAGUGGAUCAAAUGCAAGAUUGUCACCCCAUAUGAAGCAACAGGAAAUGUUGCAACAAUAAUGCACCAACGGUGGGCAGCUUGGAAGUCUGCAUCUGAGCAUUUGUUUGCUCCAUAUUCACUAGCAUGUUUAGUGAGAUUCUAAAAUGAGGAGUUCCUAUUCACAGUCAGUCUAAACAUCAAAAUUUUAUAGGAUAUUUUGUCAAUCCUGUCCCAUAUAAAUAAUAUAGUGAAUCAUACACUCAUUGACAAAUGAUUGAAGACAGCUCAGUGACAGUAUUUUGCCUUAUUGACUGAGUAGCUAUUUACCAACUUAUAACAUCUUGUUUCCAAUUAAUACCAAUGUCCAGAAAAAGUGAAGUUUCAUCAACAUGCAACGUAAAUUGCAAACUUAACACUGCUUCAAGGUACUAAAUAUAUUAGCUGAGAUUGUUUGUUUCCUCUAGACUGCAUAGUCCAGUGUAAUAAAACUCAGCAGAGGACGGUUAUGCCAAUAUACACUUACAGCUUUGUCAAGAACUAAUAAUAUUUCAAAAAUUAAUUUAUCUUCAAAACUUUUCCAUGUAGACUAGAUGCAAACAUACACAAAAGUAACUGAUAGGACGAAGAUACAUGUUUUCUGCUGUUCUGUAAUUAAAAAGCAAAGCUCAGACUUUUAACUCUUUGGCUCUCAGCUUUGGGUAGCCACCACAUACCUCUUUGUGAUACUGGAAUGAUUUUAAAAUGUUUUUUGUACAAUAACAGGUAAAGCUAUGGAUAAACAGAUAAAAGGUUGUUAGCCAGAAUGUAUAUUGUUGACAUCUGCACCUAUGUAUAUUUGUAAAUGUUUGUAACAUUAUCCUUUACAUUCCAAUUAAACUGUAAUAUAUAAAAUAUAAAUUCAAGUGAUAGUAUUGUUCAUGCUAUAGGCAAAAGAUAUAAUGUAGAAUUUCAACUUUGCCUUCAGAAGCUGAUUAAUGCAAAAAAAAAUAUUCAGCUUAUAUUAUGAAGUUGUUGCUUUCUAUGCACUUUAACAGGUUUCAGUUUCUUGGGUAGUUUGCAAACUGCUGUAUCAAGUCUUGAUUUUAUAUAUUUUGUGAUUGUGUGUAAUAUUGUAGUUGCUCCCAGAGAGUUCAGAGCUAAAUAAUUCAAAAUUAAAGUAGCACUAAGAAAGCUGAGCUCACAACUGAUAAUGUAAUGAAGUAGCAUGGGAUUUGUCUACUCAUCUAAUUUCAUGCUCUUCAGUAACCAGAAAUAUUA
Molecule: messenger RNA, 4076 nt
Organism: Mobula hypostoma (lesser devil ray)
Lineage: Eukaryota; Metazoa; Chordata; Chondrichthyes; Myliobatiformes; Myliobatidae
Gene: prdm4
Product: PR domain containing 4
Exons: 13
Coding region: 280-2622 (780 amino acids)
Biological process (GO): regulation of transcription by RNA polymerase II
Molecular function (GO): RNA polymerase II cis-regulatory region sequence-specific DNA binding; protein binding; DNA-binding transcription factor activity, RNA polymerase II-specific
Source: RefSeq, a predicted model, not a curated record